AAUGCGAGAUGGAGAGAGAAAGAGAAAGGCGGAGGGGUGUGUGGGGAGACUAUUACAUAACUUGCACCUCCUAUAACUGAUAUUGUGAAAGUCUCGCCAUGUUUAUAUAAACUCUGGUGAAAGGACUUGCCUUGAGCUUGCACCAAGUUGACAAAAUGGGCACAUUUGUUAAAAUUUUGAUUGCGAGUGUUUUAGUUGCAUAUUUUGCUAUGAAGUGGACUGGACCCAGUUUUGACCCAGAAUCUCUAAAAGGUGCCAGGGUGCUGGUCACAGGAGCCAGUACAGGCAUUGGUGAACAAAUGGCAUAUCAUUAUGCCCGCUUUGGAGCCCAGAUUGUUAUCACGGCAAGGAGGGAGAAGGUUUUACAGCAGGUAGCUGAGAAGUGUCUGAGUCUGGGAGCCCAGCGGGCUCUUUACAUAGCAGCGGAUAUGGCCAGUGAGUCUGACCCAGACAAAGUGGUCAAUUUUGCUCUGGAGAAACUGGGAGGGUUGGACUACCUGGUUCUCAACCAUAUUGGCCCGUCUCCCUUUGCCAUGUGGGAGGGAGAUGUGGAACAUACCAGGUGGUUAAUGAAGGUCAAUUUCUUUAGCUAUGUUCAGAUGGCCUGGAGAGCUUUGCCCCAUCUUGAGCAAAGUAAAGGAUCUUUGGUGGUUGUUUCAUCACUUUUAGCUAAAAUGACAAGCCCCUUCACGCUACCGUACACCUCAACAAAAUUUGCCUUAAACGGAUUCUUUGGGUCCCUUCAUCAUGAACUGGCCAUGAAAAGGAGCAAUGUGUCAAUCUCAAUAUGCACACUGGGACUUAUUGAUACGGAUUCGGCUAUGGAGAAAGUCAGGGGCGUCACAGACGUACCAGCCUAUCCUGCCACAGAAGCUGCAUUAAGUAUCAUCAUCGCAGGAGCAACAAGACAGCUGGACCUUUACUACCCCUGGUUCACAUACGCUGUGACUCUAUUCAAAGACAUGUUUCCUUCGACAACAAACUUCUUCAUUCAGAACUCCUACAACUACAUUCCAUAAGGAUUAUUCGUCUGCAGCAUUAAUGCUAUCACAGACAUGUAGACAAAUUCAUGUGUUUCAUUUCGUGUCCGUAUGGCAAUGUCUGGGGGAAGCAUUACAAUAGGAUA
Molecule: messenger RNA, 1126 nt
Organism: Fundulus heteroclitus (mummichog)
Lineage: Eukaryota; Metazoa; Chordata; Actinopteri; Cyprinodontiformes; Fundulidae
Gene: hsd11b1la
Product: hydroxysteroid (11-beta) dehydrogenase 1-like a
Exons: 6
Coding region: 156-1019 (287 amino acids)
Cellular component (GO): intracellular membrane-bounded organelle
Molecular function (GO): oxidoreductase activity
Source: RefSeq, a predicted model, not a curated record